GAUGCGUUAAGUUACAUCUGCGCGUAGCUUCGUCCUCUUUCGGUUGUUUACCAGACUUGAGGAAAGUCGGCAGCCAACAUGGCUACAGGAAAAAUCAUAAAGCCAAAUAGCGAAGCUCCCAACGAACUUGAGAAAGAAGUUGCUGGGGCCAUCUCUGAACUCGAAGCGAAUAGUGAACUCAAACAGCAACUCAGAGAAUUGUACAUAUGUGGUGCCAAGGAAGUUGAAGUUGCUGGCAAGAAGGUUGUCAUUUUGUUCAUACCUGUACCACAACUAAAAUCUUUUCAGAAAGUUCAGGCUCGUUUGGUUCGUGAAUUGGAAAAGAAGUUUAGCGGGAAGCAUUUUGUUGCUGUGGCUCAGAGACGUAUUCUACCAAAGCCAACAAGAAAAACUAGAAAUCAAAAGCAGAUGCGACCCAGAAGUCGAACUUUGACGUCUGUUCACGAUGCAAUUUUGGACGAUCUCUGUUUUCCAAGUGAACUUGUUGGCAAAAGGAUUCAUGUUAAACUGGAUGGCUCAAGAUUGAUUAAAGCGUUUUUAGAUAAAAGCCAACAGACAAACGUUGAACAUAAGCUCGAGACGUUCUCUGGCGUAUACAAAAAGUUAACUGGAAAGGAUGUCGUGUUCGAGUUUCCCGCUUACGAUUAAUAAUUGAAUAAAUAUUUCAAAAUAUUCUUGUUCAUGUGAA
Messenger RNA from Xenia sp. Carnegie-2017, 688 nucleotides. Its product is annotated as 40S ribosomal protein S7-like. The record is from RefSeq and is a predicted model, not a curated record. Lineage: Eukaryota; Metazoa; Cnidaria; Anthozoa; Malacalcyonacea; Xeniidae. Gene Ontology annotation, molecular function: structural constituent of ribosome. Gene Ontology annotation, biological process: translation; ribosomal small subunit biogenesis; rRNA processing. Gene Ontology annotation, cellular component: cytosolic small ribosomal subunit; ribosome; 90S preribosome. The transcript has 9 exons. The coding region runs from base 79 to 648 and encodes 189 amino acids.